This is a messenger RNA of Mytilus trossulus (common blue mussel), 2409 nucleotides long. RefSeq lists its product as uncharacterized. The record is from RefSeq and is a predicted model, not a curated record. Bases 1 to 2409 code for a protein of 802 amino acids. The transcript is spliced from 5 exons. NCBI's taxonomy places the organism in Eukaryota, Metazoa, Mollusca, Bivalvia, Mytilida, Mytilidae.
AUGCCUGAUGAUUUGAUGUCUAAUGUGUUUUAUAAGUCAACUAUUGAUAAUCCCUCAAAUCUUUUUGCAUUAUGUGAAUUAUGGGACUUUGCAGGACAAAAAGAAUUUUAUGCUACACAUCAAGCAUUUUUAACAAGUUGUGCAGUAUACAUUGUAGUUGCAGAUAUGAAGGACGACAUAAGUAAACAAAGUUUAAGUCAGUGUUUUGACGAUUUUAAGAACAUUGGAGAGUAUGUUGAUUUUUGGUUUGAUUCUAUACAUUGCCAUCGAACAACCAACGAAAAAACUAUUGACGGACACAUCGAUCCUCCGAUUUUAUUAGUGUUCACUGGAAAGGAUAAAUAUAAAAAGGCAGAUUUGAAGAAAAGAGAAAGUGAACUUAAUGCUCAAAUGAACUCUAUUUAUGGAUUAAAAAGCAAAUAUUUUCACUUGCAUAGCACAUUUUAUCUGUCAAAUACUGAAGACAGUGACGAUGAAUUUGAGAAAUUACAACACGCAAUUUACGAGACAGCACGGAAAAUGGAUAAUUGGGGUAAAGCUUUUCCGUUAAAAUGGAUUCUUUUAGAGCAUUUGAUUGAAAUUAAUAAGAACAAUGGAAAACAUUUCAUCAAUUUUACUGACAUGUUCGAACUGGCUAAACAUCCUGAUAUCAAUAUUCUAGAAAAGGAGGAUUUGUUGUUGUUUCUUCGAUUUCAGCAUACUGUAGGGAACAUUAUUUUCUUUGAAGAUAUACAGGACUUGAUUAUAUUAAGACCUCAGUGGUUAGCUGAUGCUUAUCGAUGUUUAGUUUCAGAUAGAAUUGGUAACACAAGAGUGUACAACCUGAGGGACUGGACACUGUUUAAACAACAAGGCAAAAUAAGUGAAUCGUUAAUAACAGAACUCUUCGAAUUAAAAGGAGGACGUCAGUUUUCAGGACAGAAUAUCAAUUUACAUAAAGUUAUGGAAAAGCUAGAUAUAUUGGUCAAAAUUGAGAACUCAAGCUACUCUAUAAUGCCAAGCCAAAUGCCGUCUACCACGUUUGACGGUCUAUGUGAAAAAUUUGGCAUUAUUGACGGAAAAUGUAAAAGGACCUCCUGGCUGUGCUUUAAAUUUGAAUUUCUCCCACCGUCUUUCUUUAAUCAUCUUUCUGCAAUGUUUAUCAGAAACUACAAUCCUAGCAAAGUAGAUGAUAGUGUUGCUUUAUACCGUGGAAUCUGUAUGUUUGACAUUGAUAAAUCUGGAGGUACAAAGAUUAUGGUUACCAUGUCGACUGACACCAUUGCUCUUCAGGUUUUGUCAUUUUCCAAAGAACAGGAGGGGAUCGGAAGUAUGUGUAGCAAUAUAUACAGAGAAGUAAAACAACUUAUUGAAGAUAUAAAAGAGAGAUAUAAAGUGAAAUAUAUAUCUUUGAAACUCCAUUUUAAAUGCAGUGACGGCUAUUAUUUUAAAGACACCUUUGAAUAUGAGAAUUUGAUAGAUGAGAAGGAGUGUUUCUGUAUUCAGCAUAAGCAAAUGCAUCAAUCGGAACAGCUGUAUUCUCCUUGGAUGAAAAAUGAGCUUAAAGAGAUUUCCGACAAAGCGAAAAUCAACACUACACAAGAUGACCAAAAUCCAGAAAAUGAACCAAACAAAGAAGAAGCUCAGGAUCAAGCAUCUGUCAAAACCAACCUUCCUGUUUCUGUCAAUUUGCGCCAACAGAUAAAUAUCAAGACGCAUGAUAAUGAAAAUCUGUACAUUUCUAGCUGUAUCAAAAUAGACAAUACAUUAGUGUUUACCGACUGUGAUAAUAAGCGACUUAUUAUUUGUAAUGUAGACGGUACUGAUAAACAUCACAUGUCUCUGUCCUAUGAACCAUGGGAUAUAACAGAGAUAGAUAGUAAUACUGUAGCAGUCUCCUGUGGUGUCAACAAAACCAUACUGAUAAUAAAUAUAUCUACACGUUCUGUCACCAGUACAAUCAACACCAGUGGUUACUGCUGGGGAAUAUCAUAUAAUGAUAAUAACCUGUACGUUGUUGGUGAGAGUAUAAUACAUGUGAUGGACCUGGCAGGUAAAGUAAUACGUACUAUACCGGUACCUUCAGACGAUAUCACCGACAUUACAGUAGACAGAGACAGGUUGGUCUGUAUAGACGAUACAUCAAUAUACUGCUGCUCGUUAGAAGGAAAAGUAAUGUGGAAGUUUAAAAAGGAUGAAAUUCAAUGUUUACGUCGUGUAACAACAGAUGAUGAGGAGAAUGUUUAUGUGACUGAUUAUAGGAAAGACAUUGUAUUAGUUGUAUCUGAUGAUGGUAAACAUCAUAGAGAACUUCUUACUCAAUCAGAUGGAUUGUAUAAUCCGCGGGGAAUUUAUUUUGACAAAAAAGAAAAUAUUCUGCUUGUUUGUAAUGAUUGUGAUGCUUUUCUUUUUGACGUCAAAAAGCAAUAG